Molecule: messenger RNA, 1968 nt
Organism: Xylaria bambusicola
Lineage: Eukaryota; Fungi; Ascomycota; Sordariomycetes; Xylariales; Xylariaceae
Exons: 8
Coding region: 1-1965 (654 amino acids)
Source: RefSeq, a predicted model, not a curated record
AUGUCGUCACUGACCCCACGUGAGAGGCGUAGAUAUCAGCUACAGGUCAAAUACAAGGAAAAAGAGCGGUUAGCUUUCCUCGGCUUAUUCCCUGGCUUUCCGGAUCGCGCCAGAUGGACGGUGAGAGGCAUAUAUAACAUGCUAAGAGUGGAACUAAACAAAUAUUCGGAGGAGUUCCGAGAGAUGACAGCGAAAGAGCUAGAGGAAUCAGGAGAACUACGAAAAGAAGCCAUACUGUUAUGGGACCCUGAUACUGAAGCCGAGAGGUCGCAUCAGCAUUGGAUCGAGGCGCUUGAAUCGAUGGUUCAUCUACUGAGAUCACCGUUGAGUGUUCCUGGAGUUGAAGAUCGCCAGUCUGUGGCUGCAUCACCACCUAGACCCUUGGCUGGAUCCGCGGCUGGAUCUUCGUCAUCUUCUCCUUCACUCUCGCGCUCGUUCCGAACUUUGGCCAUAACUUCGACGGCAACUGCACCUACGCCUGUUACACCCGUUACACCGCCUCGACGGCCACCGGUACCUAGGCCUGUUACACCUCCUCAACCUGUAACUCCGCCUGCACCUGUGCCUGGAUCUCCACCCAUAUCAGUAACUGGAUCGCCGUCUUCCGUCGUCGAUAACGGCGGGGGUGCGUGGAGUACGCUGGACUUGGUUAUUUGUCUCCAGGAAAUAACCUACUGGCGGGAAAUGGUGGCCAAAAUAUGGCAGAAAGCCAUAGACGAUCCAACUGAAAUGAGCAUGGCAGAUUUAUCGCUUCAAGCCGCUGUACAAUUCUUCAAACAAGAGCUUCAAUGGAUGCAAGAAGCCAAUAUGGAGUGGUACGAAACCAACGAUCCAGCCUGUUGGAACCGUGAGACCUUGGAAUAUAUGGCAGAGCAGCAGCCGAACGGGACCGGCGGCGCUCUAUCCCGAAUCGCAACCAUGCUUAGAGAGGGGGGAUUCGACCGUCUGAAGGAGACAGUAUUAUAUCCUGCCAUCGCGCCUAUCCAACAGGGGCCAAGUGUCUGGUUUACCGCCGAUGCAGCAAUGCACCAAUCCCCACUCUUGGACUGGCUGGCGCAAGAAAAAAACCACAUGCACCCGGCGACUUGUGUUGCCUGGCUGUUGUGGGAGGACUCAGUAGAGCUCUCAAGACAGCAUGUAAAAGACCUAAAGACCGCAACUGUCCGCCGUCUUAGUGAAGCGUUGGUCGAUUUUCUUCCGCUGCAGGGCAUAGGUGUGGGCAACAGGAUCUAUGCAAGAAUAGGAGAAAGGGUAAAUAUCAUGACCAGAUAUGCUCUAGCCCAAAAUUGCGUCCCGUGCUUUGCUAUUGCCCAUACAUGGGCGGAUUAUCUUAGGAUCAUGGGCAAUAUUUUUGCUUUUGAGUUCUGUGGACAUGCUAUACGGGCAGUUACGUACUCGUACGAACUCAACGCACUACUGGGGACCUGGCCACCAGUCAAUGGAGCAAUCGAAGCUGAGCAGUUCUGUAACAAAUUCGGAGGUUAUCUACAUCCCGGAUACAAGCGGCCUACCAAAUUAAAGGAGGGCAGGAGAAUGCUGUCUCAGUGGUUGCGUGAUGCCAAUAGGAUUGCAAAUCAGGACACACGGCAAAGAGGGGCGAGAUUGGACUUACGACUACGCGACCAUAAGGUUGUCGAUGAGUACAAACAAAAUUGGGCACGAAUUACCGUAACCGAAGCCCGGUUUGAAGUACGCCGCAACGAAUUUAUACGGAAUGGAAGCAAUGAAUGGUGGGAAGCGAUAGCGGAAAAAGCCAGACAAAACUUCAACGAGCCACGUCUUCUCAAAACUGCUCUCAAGAUGCAAGGUCUCAUGGUUCAAAAUCGGCCCGAUUGGAGAACCCGGUUGGAACUGCUUAACAAGAUAGAAAAAUGUCUUGAUAAAAAAGAUGAGGAGGGGGCUAAGAAGUUCCUCGCUGAAAUGCUAUAUAGAAAGGAGUUUUUUGAACAUGUAAUUAUCCUCUAGUCU